CAGCAUGCUUGGUCACUCGUCACGACGCUGGAGCUCGGCGCCGCCAAGACGCUAGCCCGCUCUGGCUCAGGCGCCGCCUUUGUUUACCAACUGACUAAUUACUGUACUCUGCUCUGCCGCCAUCAUCACUGCUGCCCUCUCUCCAGACACGCUCACCGCUGCCCUUUCGACGCGAUUCAACCACCACGCUGCCAUUGACUCGCCCAUCGCGCUGACACCAGCUGCCUGUCUCUGUAUACUAUACUAUAUACGAUUUUCCAUAGCGCCGGCCUCUUCUCAGCGCAAUGCCUGUUGCUCUCUCCCGGAAACGCAAGUCGCCAGAGCCCGACCGCGACACAUACAAUGAAGAGAAUGUCACAACGCCGACCGGCAGCCCAGCCCGCAAGAAAUUGAGAAUCACACAGACCCAAAAGCAGACUCUAAUUGACAAUUUACAGUUGGAAAUUACUGAGCGAGCACGAAAACUGCGUGCUCAGUAUGCCCUUCAGGCCCAAGAUCUAAAGGCUCGUAUUGAAAGACGCGUCAACCGCAUUCCCAUUUCACUGCGCAAGACCACAAUGGGCGUGCUCCUCGAGAAAUACCAAGCUCAACCGCCGAAAAAGGCAGCUGUUUCAACAAAGGCCAACAAAAAUGCGACGACAACUGUCAUUCCAAAGGAUGUCGAAUAUCCUAAUAUUGCCACAAUCGCCUCACCAUCUCGUUACGCUCCACAAACGAGCAACGUCGGGAGUUAUUCCGAUAAAGAGAACGCGCCCGUUCAAGAUGCUCAUGUCCCUCUCGAGAAUCCCAAGAAGCGAGGUAACCCGAAUGCUACGGGACAGCCGCGGUCUGUAUCGCAAGUGUUGCGUGAUGCCGAGUCCAAAGUCCUGUCACCGAAAUCUUCCAAUUCUCGCACCUACAAGCAGUCGCCGCUGAUCACGUCGCCGACCAAGAGCUCGUACCUAUCGCGUCCUGCAUCUCCACUUAAGCCCUCUAGUCCUUUAAAGGCUAUGAUUGAAGAUGCUCGCGCUCGUACUAUGCGACCAGAAACAAGGAAGGCUUCUCCUGCAGCUGGAAGGAAAACAAAAACUACAACACAAACACGAAAGACUACGACCAAGUCCUCUAAGCCUGUCGCCGCUAAAUCCCCAGCGCGGCCAGCCACACGGCAGCAAGAUCGACACACAAGUACCAGCACCACAUUAUCCAACAUGUCUGCGGGCACAACAAUCGUCAAACCUACACGCACUGCAACCGCCAAGCGUGCCACUGCCACUACGUCAAGUGCAGCGGCGAAGCGGACCGCAGUAGCUCGGAGUCAAGGUCCCACGGCUGCCGCUACAGCGAAACGAACAGCAGCGGCUGCAAAAAAGGCUGCUAUGGAAGCCCCUGUCAGUAAUACUGGCAGAGUCCUACGGAAGCGUGCCUAGUUGUGUGAAUGGGAAUUUAAUGACUUUGUAAUGAAAUCAACAUUUUAGGACUGAAAAUAGACUUAUUUCCUUGACUGACAAGGAGCCCUUGGGAAGCAGAGGACUCCUUGCCUCUUUUCUUAUAGGCUCAUUGCACGAACGGGAUCGGCGUAGGGGUUUUAAGUGCUAUUAUUGUUGCGCAUCCCUCUUUACACUUGGGGAUGAUGUUUGGUUUUGGUUUUUCUACUUUUUAGGCUGCGGGAUUGAAUUGGGCUUUUGUUGCUAGCGAUUUGGGAUAGAAAGACAUUGACUAUGUGCUCUGGGGGAUUGUUUUCUUCCAAAGCAUGCAAAUUCGAUGGAG
This is a messenger RNA of Talaromyces proteolyticus, 1749 nucleotides long. RefSeq names its product Borealin N terminal-domain-containing protein. The record is from RefSeq and is a predicted model, not a curated record. NCBI's taxonomy places the organism in Eukaryota, Fungi, Ascomycota, Eurotiomycetes, Eurotiales, Trichocomaceae. Gene Ontology annotation, biological process: mitotic sister chromatid segregation. Gene Ontology annotation, cellular component: spindle midzone; chromosome, centromeric region; chromosome passenger complex. The transcript has 2 exons. The coding region runs from base 285 to 1409 and encodes 374 amino acids.